UCAUUUGUCAAACACGUUCAAAGCAUGUUUUUGUAACAAAAUAAAUGCAACUGUUGCCGAUCGUGUUCCAGAUAUUAUUCGUUAGAUUUAAUAUACAUAUUGAAGUGAAUUCAACAAAAAAAUAAAUAAAAAAUGUCAGAAGGUGGUGCUAAUGAUGGAGGCAAAAAUAGCUAUCGCAACAAAAUAAAGAAAAGAAAGAAGAAGUUUUUGGCCAAUGUUAAAGGCUUCGGCAAACAAGGGAAUUUCGGUCGUGGUACACAUUUGGAGAGUGACGAAUGGAAUUACUACAUCAACAUUUUGGACGUAAUGAAGAAAGGCUUUGAUUCAAUAGACGAAAAGACAACCAUGGCCGAUAAUGUCCUCGAGCAAACGAUUGGCAAAGAAAUUCAUACAGCUUCCAAUCAAAUAGCUUGCACAAUUAUUGAAGCAUUGCUUCCGUUUUCGAAUGCCGAAAAUUUUGAGCGUUUCCAAACAACAUUUGCAUCAAAUUUUCGGCCAAUUUGUUCGGACAAAUUUGCGUCACACAUUCUCGAGAAACUCGUUUCGAUUUCAAUGUUACGCGCGGUGAGUGCUGAAAAUGUUGAAGAUUUAUCAGAAUCAAGCGAAACGCCACAGGCAAAAAAACGAAAAGCAACCGAAAUUCCAAGUGAACGGGAUUAUAAUUUGAAAACACAAUUUAGCGAUGAACAUCGGCAAAUAUGCCGUGAAUUUGUUGUGAAGGCUAGUAAAUUUUUGAUGAAUAAUUUGGAAGAUUUUGUAUGGGAUACAUAUGGCAGUCAUAUAAUGCGUACAUGUUUCGAUAGUUUAAGCGGUGUAUUUCAAAUCAAAAAGAGUUUUAUCGGCGGCGGCGGCGGCGGCGGUGGUGGUUCCACCGAGAGUAAAACUACGGCUAUCGAUAAGAAUUUAACUGUGCCGGAUGAAUGGCUGGAAAUUUUGCAAGAAUAUGCGAAAAGACUACAGGCAUGGCCACAGUUUCCUGAUUUUCCAUACAAUGAAUUAUCAUCAGGAUUGGUGCAGAGUUUGUGUACAGCAUUACAUACGCGUGAUAAAAGCACAAUCAAACAUAUGGGCAAACGGCUGCUUAACGAAGCAUUUUUACCAACUGUUGCACAAUCCAAAGCGAACGAUGAAAAAAUUGAUGUGGAAGAAGUGAAGUAUGAUAUUGACGGUGAAGCCGAAGUUAAACCAGAUACGGACGUACAAAAGUCCGAAGAGAAUGAUUCGGCUGAAGGUGAAGCGUCUAGCAAACAAACUGAAGAUACAAUUGACCAAAAUAUGCCAUCAGUUUUCAGUAGUGAACCGGCCAUUCGGUGUUUGGAAACAUUCAUUCAAAUUUCCGGUCCAAAAUUAUUUACACAAAUCUAUGCGAUGCUCUUCUGCGGACGUUUGGUCAAAUUGAGUACAGUUCGAUUGACAAAUUUUAGUGUGCAAAAAUUAUUGGACCGUGCCAAAGAGAAAGAAGAAUUCGAAGCAAUUUUUGAUGAAUUGGAAGGUUCAAUCGAGCAAUUACUUCAAAUUGGUCAUACGGGCGUUGUUAGUGCAUUGGCCCAAGGAUGUUUACGAUUGUGUACACGUCAGGGUCCAUUCAUGAAGGCCAUUCAAAGUGCAUUGGAUUGCGUGCAACCGAAAGAAAAAAGUGACAAAUUUGCAAUGCUCGUAUUAAAAUUGAAGCCAUACAAAGUGGCCAUGGAAGAUAAAUCGAAUUUCAUUCACAUACACGGUGCCGUCAUUCUACAGGCAAUGCUUCAAUUUAACAAACCGAUUAAAUUGGUUCAAUGCAUUUUGGACACCAGCAAUGAUGUGUUAACGGACAUUUUUUGUUCACCAAAGGGUUCACAUGUUGUUGAUGCAUUCAUGGAUAGCAAAGCUGUUGGUGAAAAAUCAAGAGAGAAAUUAAUACGUCACAUGAAUGAUUGCUACUUGCAAAUGGCAAUAUCAAAACAUGGAUCAUGGUCGGUUGAAAAACUAUUCAAUUGUGCUAGCGAUGCACAAAAGUCACGAAUCGUUAAAGAGCUAAGCGAAAAACAGAAUCAAUUGAAUGGCAGCCCAUUUGGACGACUUUUAAAUCAUAAAUUUCAUGUGGAUACGUAUCGUUUAAGCCCGGAGCAAUGGCGUGCUUCUUUCAAGAAAGAAACUAAAGCCGAUCGUCUAUUUAAGGAUAUUUUGUAAACAAAUUGUUAUGAAUGGGUUAAAAAGAAAAUCGAAAUUUUUUUUAGAAA
Contarinia nasturtii (swede midge) is the source of this 2219-nucleotide messenger RNA. Its product is annotated as nucleolar protein 9. Gene Ontology annotation, molecular function: RNA binding. The record is from RefSeq and is a predicted model, not a curated record. Gene Ontology annotation, biological process: ribosomal small subunit export from nucleus; endonucleolytic cleavage in 5'-ETS of tricistronic rRNA transcript (SSU-rRNA, 5.8S rRNA, LSU-rRNA); endonucleolytic cleavage to generate mature 5'-end of SSU-rRNA from (SSU-rRNA, 5.8S rRNA, LSU-rRNA). Bases 133 to 2169 code for a protein of 678 amino acids. The transcript has 2 exons. NCBI's taxonomy places the organism in Eukaryota, Metazoa, Arthropoda, Insecta, Diptera, Cecidomyiidae. Gene Ontology annotation, cellular component: 90S preribosome; nucleolus; preribosome, small subunit precursor.